CCCCUUUGAACUCCAGAGAAACUUUCAGCUCAUGAGAGACCUGGACCAAAGGACAGAGGGAAGGCGAGACUCUUUCUACUCCAUUGUUAACGUUACUGUCACAAAAUGCAGCGUGGCUUUGGACUGCAACUCACGUUGGUAGACAGGAGCUUUGCUGUGUCAGAAGUUCUUAAAGAGAGAGAAAGGAAAAAAGAAGAAAAAGCAGCAAUUAACGUCAGGAUCUCUACACUGUAGUCUUCAACCUUACAGAAGCACUAGAUACCAUCUGUGGCCUUCCUUGGAAGUUGAACAAGUUUGGCUGCAUUGAGGCAUUCACUGGGAGCCUGAGGCUACACUGCAGCAGUCAGACCUGAAGGCUGAAAUUGACAAGUUGGCCACUGAGUAUAUGAGUAGCGCCCGCAACCUGAGCUCCGAAGAAAAAUUGGCCCUUCUCAAACAGAUCCAGGAAGCCUAUGGCAAGUGCAAGGAAUUUGGUGACGACAAGGUGCAGCUUGCCAUGCAGACCUAUGAGAUGGUGGACAAACACAUUCGGCGGCUGGACACAGACCUGGCUCGUUUUGAGGCUGAUUUGAAGGAGAAGCAGAUUGAGUCAAGUGACUAUGACAGCUCUUCCAGCAAAGGCAAAAAGAAAGGCCGAACUCAAAAGGAGAAGAAAGCUGCCCGUGCUCGGUCUAAAGGGAAAAACUCAGAUGAAGAAGCCCCCAAGGCUGCCCAGAAGAAGUUAAAACUUGUACGCACAAGUCCUGAGUAUGGGAUGCCCUCAGUGACCUUUGGCAGUGUCCACCCCUCUGAUGUGCUGGAUAUGCCUGUGGAUCCCAACGAACCCACCUAUUGCCUUUGUCACCAGGUCUCCUAUGGAGAGAUGAUUGGCUGUGACAAUCCUGAUUGUUCCAUCGAGUGGUUCCACUUUGCCUGUGUGGGGCUGACAACCAAGCCUCGGGGGAAAUGGUUUUGCCCACGCUGUUCCCAAGAACGGAAGAAGAAAUAGAUAAGGGCUUUGAAUUCUGACAUAGUUUCUUCCACAUCCCCUGACCUGGGCUAGUGGGGAGAGGAAUGCCUGUGCUGGGCCAGAGGGUUCAGGGAGAAGUGAGUGGUGCAGUGUUGUCAUCCUUUCUCCUCCCCUGUCCCCACUACUGGUGCUGAGGCUGCAUUCAAAUCCUGGUAGAGAGGAAUUCCGUAGCCACUAAGGGUAUAUGCUCUCAUCCAGCCCUCCCCCUUCAGAAGGAAGUGGUCUUGCCCACUGUCCUUUGCCUCCAUGCUGAGGUAGGUGCUGUAUUUCCAAGGGAUGGUCCUCUUUACUCCCCUGGCUUUGUAUUUAAGGACUGGGGCAAUAGCAUGGGGGCACUCCCCCAACCCUCCUGAUUCCCUCCACCCUGUGAGGGGCUGUGGUAUAAUAAACUUUCAUUGUUAUCUUCCUUUUUCCAUGGUGGGGGCUCCCCCAGCUUAUCUGGGCUGUAGCCCUAGUUGAAGGGCCACCCCUCCCUCUGUGCCAAGAGGCUUUGUCCUGGCCUUGUGAAUGGGAGAGGGGGCAAGGUGGAAUGCAAAGAAGCCACAUGUAAAGGAACUUGGGUAGGUGAAUAAAAGCUAUACCCAUUG
This is a messenger RNA of Eptesicus fuscus (big brown bat), 1596 nucleotides long. RefSeq names its product inhibitor of growth family member 4 (gene ING4). NCBI's taxonomy places the organism in Eukaryota, Metazoa, Chordata, Mammalia, Chiroptera, Vespertilionidae. The record is from RefSeq and is a predicted model, not a curated record. Bases 386 to 988 code for a protein of 200 amino acids. Gene Ontology annotation, biological process: positive regulation of apoptotic process; regulation of DNA-templated transcription. The transcript has 8 exons. Gene Ontology annotation, cellular component: nucleus.